AAAACAUUAUAUUAAAAUUAUUUUUUCUACAUAUCUUUCUGUGCAAAUGCAUGCUGAAAGUUUGGAAUCUCUGUUUACUUUCACAUAUCAAAUGUAUAUAGUGUCAAUAUCAUACUACAACAGUUUCAUUAUAUAUAAUCUUUAAUCAAAUUUGGGAUUUUUUGGGAUUUCAAUUCUUUGUAUGUUUCAAAUUCUUUUGAACAAAAAGAAGAACAUUCUUUAGUGUUGUGUUUUUUCUGGACCCUUUGGGGAAUUUUGUUGUGAUACAAUGAGUUUUCUAACAGGAGCACCGAAAAAUUCAUGGCAACCAGCUAUGACAGUUGAUACAACAACAUCAAAUUACUGGUUGAAUUGGAGGGUUACAUUGUGUUCCAUUUGGAUUUUUGCUUCAAUGGUUUUUGCAUCUAUUCUCAUAACAAAGUAUGAAGGACCUCACGGUUCGAGAAAUAGGAGGAGAGAAGAGGAGAAAGACUCUCCUGGACUUUUGUAUGAAGAUGAAGUUUGGAAACCAUGUCUUAAAACUAUACAUCCUGGUUGGCUUCUUGGAUAUAGAGUCGUCGCGUUUUUAAUCCUCUUGUUAUUGUUAAUCAUGAAUGUUGUUGUUGAUGGAGGGGAACUCUUUUACUAUUAUACACAGUGGACAUUCACAUUGAUCACAAUUUAUUUUGGGCUUGGAUCUGUGCUCUCAAUGUAUGGAUGUUAUCAGUAUCACAAUAAAGUUGAUAAUGAGAGGCAAGAUAUUGAGUAUAGUUCGCGAAGAUUGUCUAUGAAUGUAGAAAGUAGCACUAGUUCAAAUGCUGCAAAACAGGCAAUGGGAAAUGCAGAACAGAGUUCUCGCCAAAUUGCUGAUUUCUGGGGAUAUGUUUUUCAGAUAAUUUUCCAGAUGAAUGCAGGAGCAGUAACGCUUACUGACUGCGUCUUCUGGUUCAUACUUGUUCCAUUUCUGACCAUAAGGGGUUAUAAUUUAAACUUUUGGAUAAUAAACAUGCAUUCGAUCAAUGUAGUGUUUCUACUUGGUGAUACAGCUCUCAACUCUUUGCGUUUCCCUUGGUUUCGAAUUGGAUAUUUCUUUCUGUGGACAGCAGUUUAUGUUGUUUUUCAAUGGGCAGUCCAUGCUUGUAUGUCAAUAUGGUGGCCUUAUCCAUUUCUUGAUCUGUCAUCUUCAUUUUCUCCUCUGUGGUAUUCAUCGGUGGCGGUGAUGCACAUACCAUGCUAUGGCAUUUUUGUUUUGGUCAUGAAGCUCAAACACCAUUUGUUAAAGAAAUGGUUUCCUCACUCUUAUCAGUGUGCAGGAUGAUGCUAAACAGGGAUUUUUAUGCCUUAAAGGCAGCUAACUGUCGAGGGAAAAUGAGAAAAGAUUACAAUAAAUAGCAGAAAAGGCAACAUGAGUUCAUUUUUUGAACAAUACAACAUUGGUAUUUGGUCCUUGUUUCCCCAGAAAAGGAAAAAAGGGUAACAAGUAAAGGAAACACAAUAGUAUUACUUUACGUAGCAAAAUAGCAGUAAAUAUACAAAAAGAGAUUAGAGGGAUAGAGUUUUGUGUUUGCAAGAUAUAUAUGUAGCCUAAAUAUGAAAAAAAAACCCAGAUAUCAAUAGUUCGUACAUAUAAUUUAUUGUUCAAUAUAUAUAUAUAUGCAACAUGUUUACACUCUCAUAUCAAAUACAAUGAACAUGCCGACAAUGAGAAAGCUGUAUAGAUAGUGAAUGGCUCAUUCUUCUGAUGAAGAUCUCCACUUUUCUAGUGGGUAAGUGGCAAUAUGUUGGGAAACAAAAAGCAUCUUCAGUCAAAACUGAACUGAUUAAAGGUGUGGAAUGUUACUAAUAUAACUUUUUCUAUUUUAUGAGAAACACCAAAAGAAAGCAUCAGAUAACUCUUUUUCAUGCCCCACAAAAGUGAAAUUAGUAAACCUCAUAAAUAAAGCAAGUUACAAGUAUAUUGAUAAGUGUAAAUACACACUUCCAGUGUAAAGUUAAAUCCUUGCUCAUUUCCUUGGUUUUACUCGUGUUAUCACAUAUAUGCAGACACCAACUACUCCAACGUCAAAGCCAAAACAAAAGGCAUAGACAAAAGAUAGAACAAAUUCCUCACUGCAUAGUGCAUACAGUAAAGACCAUCAUAAGUAGGAUAAGUUGCACUCUUCAAAUUCAUACAAACUAAAGUUAUGUCGUGAUGUGUUGGCAAAACCAAAGAAUGCUGAGCUUCUUGAACUUCACAAAAAGUAUAGUUAUAUCAGAAGUUUUGGCUGUUAUAGAAGAAAAUGAUCACUGAGAGAAGAAAAAAUCACCCUUGUUUCUGAAACAUUAUUACAAAAGAAUACAAGUCAAAUGAAGGAAAAUA
Messenger RNA from Solanum tuberosum (potato), 2338 nucleotides. RefSeq lists its product as uncharacterized. NCBI's taxonomy places the organism in Eukaryota, Viridiplantae, Streptophyta, Magnoliopsida, Solanales, Solanaceae. The transcript has 8 exons. The coding region runs from base 269 to 1297 and encodes 342 amino acids. The record is from RefSeq and is a predicted model, not a curated record. Gene Ontology annotation, cellular component: membrane.